Messenger RNA from Porites lobata, 2235 nucleotides. The record is from the annotation of a GenBank genome assembly. Lineage: Eukaryota; Metazoa; Cnidaria; Anthozoa; Scleractinia; Poritidae.
AUGGAUAUCAAAACCUUGCUAGAUAAUCUUCAUGAAGAGGUUUCUUGUUCCGUGUGUAUGUGCAAGUUCACAGACCCAAAACAGUUGCCUUGCUUGCACAGCUUUUGCCUUCACUGCCUGAAUGGGAUUCAACGAACGAGUGCCAACCCCAAUGUGAUUGCGUGCCCUGAAUGCCGACAGGAAUUCAGAGUCCCUGAGAGCCGCAACCUCCAGGCUUUGCCUACAAACUUUCGCAUCAACAGUCUGCUUGAUGUUUUGGCCAUAAAAGAGUGUAAUACAAGCGGUGUGAAGUGUGGAAAUUGCGACAAAAAGAGCGAACACAGCUUUUAUUGUUUCCAGUGUUGUGCAUUCUGGUGUGAUGACUGUAUCGGUUUGCACAAUGGCAUCAGAGCCAAUAAAGAGCACCAUGCGCUCGCUCUGAAAGACUUUCAAGAUCAGGACUUUGAGAGCAUUUUAAAGCGACCAGCAUUUUGUGGAAAACCAGGCCACGAAAGGAAGGAAUUGGAAUUCUUUUGCAAGACCUGUGAAGCUGCCAUUUGCUAUUCAUGCAUCGCAACACUUCAUGAAGGCCACCCCAAGAUACUUCUAGAUGAAGCUGCAAAUGAACGCAAGUUACAUGUUCAGGCUGCCAUUGACUCUCAAAAACAGAGAGCUCUUCAGAUGAAAGAAAAUAUUGCAAGAAUUCAGGCUGACUGUGCGAACAUUCAAGCUCAGGUCGAUAACGUUAAGAAAGAUGCACAAAUGUUUGUUGACAAUAUGAUCGCUGUCCUGGAGGCGAAAAAGCAGGAAAUAUUUAAUGACGUUGAAAAGAAAGCGAAAGAAACUCUCCAGCUUCUGGGAACUCAACAGUGCAAAGUGGAAAGUAUGUUAAAAUCGAUUGAGGCAGAAAUCGAGAAAGGUGAACAAAUUUUAAAACGAAGAACAAGUGCCGAAAUUACAAAAUUGGACACCAACACAAUCUUUCAGGCAGAUGGGAUCGAUGAUGGAGGUCAUGACGAAUGUCACUUUGAAAAUCUUCGACACUUUGUUUUCAUACAAAACGAAAUGUUAAUGAACAAAGUGAACUCUAGAGGGAUUGGAUCAUUCAGAAGUUUUCCUAGCAAGACUGUAGCACAACAGUCAAGAGCUGAGGGAGAGGGAAUCAGGGAAGCAACCGCUGGACUAAAAGCGCACAUUGUUGUGACAACAAGAACUGCCGAUGGAGUUCAGUGCUAUGAGGAGCGUGACUUUGUGAAAGUGGAAAUAAGAAAUCGUCACGGAAAUGACUGUGCCACGAAAGUACUGGUGGGAGAUAACAAAAAUGGUACUUAUAAGAUCAGCUACUUUGCCAAAGAAACAGGAACAUGUGAGGCAUCAGUGAAGGUGAAUGGAGAACAUAUUCAAGGUAGUCCUUUUAAGGUUCAAAUCAAAGCCAGACAGUACAAGCCUGUGUUGAGUUUCGGCCAAGAGGGGUCUUCUUUUGGAGGAUUUAAUCAGCCCUGGGGAGUUGCAGUUAAUGAACACGACGAAAUAGCAGUCACUGACAGGAAAAACCAUAGAGUGCAGAUCUUUGAUGCGACGGGAUCCCUCUUAAGAUCCUUUGGCUGCAAAGGUGAUCAGGAGGGAGAAUUUAACGAACCUUGUGGGAUUGUUUUUUAUAAUGAUAAAAUUGUAGUGGUGGAUCGUAAUAACCACCGAGUCCAAGUCUUAAGCGCACAAGGUGAGUUUCUUUACCAGUUUGGGGGCGAAGGAAAUCUUGAUCACCAGUUUAACCUCCCUCUUGGUAUAUCAAUAGAUUAUGAAGGCAAUUUUAUCGUUGCCGAUUCACGUAACAAAUCUAUUAAGGUAUUUUCUCCAAGGGGCCAUUUUCUGCGCAAAAUUCGCACAACUGUCACCUUUCCCUUUCACUGUAUUCAGCAUGACAACUAUCUUGUACUGUCGGACUAUGAGGAAAAUUGUGUUGAAGUUUUAAAUGUGGAGGGAGCGGUUAUGUGUAAGUUUGGAGCAGGUUAUGGAGACGGGGAGUUCAAUUCACCUUUUUGUUUAUCAGUUACCAAAGCAGAACAUUUGAUUGUCUGUGAUGGAGGUAACCACAGGGUACAGGUGUUUGAAAUAACUGGAAAGUUUGUAACUAAGUUUGGAAGCUUCGGUAGUGGCAAAGGAAAGCUUAAUGUACCAGUUUCAGCAGCAGUCUUAAGCGACGGUAAGGUAGUUGUCUCUGACUUCCUUAACCACCGUGUUCAGGUAUUUGAAUAA